UGCACUUCCUGGUUACGUCGCAAAUAAUACGUGACAAGUUGUUUAUGGAAAACUCACUAAUUUGUUGAUUCCUUUGCUCUAGGAAUGAUACGUUUUGUAUUGCGACAAAACUUGUUCGUCCCGAUUCGUUUAGCGCUCACCCUCUUCGACUUCCCGUAUACAGUGAGCACUUCCGGACUCAGAAUCACUCCAGCCAUCGCUCCCACCACGUCAAGUUGUUCUCACGACUCCAAGAGUGUCUGCACAAUGAGCACUUCAGCACACAUUAAGUCAAGAUGCCCCGAGUACCCAGCAUCCAAAACCAAGCGCUUCCCAGUGAGUGAUUUCCAGGUGGAUUGGAGUCAGAGUUUCCAAGGAUAUAAUCCAGUUAACUACACCCAUCCUUCAGUAGAAAAUAAACCAACAUGGGCAGAUCCUGAAAUUGGGUCAUUCAACCCACAAUUUAAUUCUUUGGAUGGUUCUGCGGACAGAAGAAGCUUUGAUGGCUGCUACAAAGUGGAAGAUGGAAAGCCUCUAAAUCCUCAUGGACGCACAGGGCUAAUGGGUAGAGGGUUGCUGGGGCGAUGGGGACCCAAUCACGCUGCAGAUCCCAUUGUCACAAGAUGGAAAGUAGAUGCUAAAAGAGAAAAGAGUCUUCACCAUAUCUCCAAAAAGCCCAUCCUGCAAUUUGUUUCCAUUAAGAGAAAAGAUUGCGGGGAGUGGGCCAUUCCAGGCGGGAUGGUAGAUCCAGGGGAGAAUGUUUCUCUCACUCUUCAGCGGGAGUUUUCGGAAGAGGCAUUAAAUUCGCUGGGAGUAUCGCCAUUAGAGAGAUCUAAAAUUCAUGAGCGCAUCACCCAACUCUUUAAAUCACCUGGUUUUGAGGUCUUUAAAGGAUAUGUAGAUGAUCCUAGAAACACUGAUAAUGCUUGGAUGGAGACAGUUGCGGUUAACUUCCACGAUGAAAAUGGCAACAGUGUGAGCGAGCUGCCGUUGCAAGCUGGCGAUGACGCAGGCCAAGUACAGUGGGUUGAUGUGGACUCGUCCUUCCCACUCUAUGCGAGCCAUUCUCAUUUAUUGGAACUGGUUGCCAAACAGAGGAAAUCCCACUGGUAGCCACUGACAAAGGGCUGCCAUAACAAUGAAGGAAAAAAUGGUGCAGUGACAUACUAAAGUGUAUGUUUAUAAUAAAAGACACUUGAUCCCAAGUAUAGCUUACCUUAUUAAUAACAAACAACAUUACAUUUGUCUGCCGCUCCUGUGCGUGCACACACUGUGCAGUAACAUCUGAUCCGGGGGAAGCUUAACAUGCGACAGUAGACAAGGCGAACAUGAUUUCUGUUGGAGAAAAUUAUGUUAAUAUAUUCUUUGUGUGCAAGGAUCACAUUAACUCAGUGUGCAUGUGAGAGCCAACACAAUUCGCUUCAUUAAUUUACAACCCAAAUUGCAAUGAAUUAGGGAUGUCAUUUGGGCGGCUGGUUAGAGUGUCUACCUGACAGUUCUGAGGAGCGGGGUUCAAUCCCCGGCCCCGCCUGUGUGGAGUUUGCAUGUUCUCCCCGUGCCUGCGUGGGUUUUCUCCAGGCACUCCGGUUUUCCUCCCACAUCCAAAAAACAUGCAUGGUAGGUUAAUUGACGACUCUAAAUUGCCCGUAGGUGUGAAUGUGAGUGCGAAUGGUUGUGUGUUUGUAUGUGCCCUGCGAUUGUCUGGCAACCAGUUCAGGGUGUAGCCCGCCUCCUGCUCGAUGAUAGCUGGGAUGGGCUCCAGCACGCCUGCGACCCUAGUGAGGAGAAGAAGCUCAUUCUGAGCCCGAGCUCAUCUAAGAUGGACUGAUGAAAAGUGUUCUGUGGUCCGACAAGUCCACAUUUCAAAUUGUUUUUGGACAUUGUGGAUGUCGUGUCUUCCGGCCCAAAGAGGAAAAGAAUCAUCCGGACUGUUAUGGACGCAAAGUUCAAAAGCCAGCAUCUGUGAUGGUAUGGGGCUGUGUUAGUGGCAAUGGCAUGGGUAACUUACACAUCUGUGAAGGCACCAUUAAUGUUGAAAGGUACAUGCAGGUUUUGGAGAAACAUGCUGCCAUCCAAGCAAUGUCUUUUUCAUGGAGGCCCCUGCUUAUUUCAGCAAGACAAUGCAAACCACAUUCUGCACGUGUUACAACAGCGUGGCUAUGUAGUAAAAGAGUGCGGAUACGAGACUGGCCUGCCUGCAGUCCAGACCUGUCUCCCAUUGAAAAUGUGUGGCGCAUUAUGAAGCGUAAAAUAUGACAACGGAGACCCAGGACUGUUGAGCAGCUGAAGCUGUACAUCAAGCAAGAAUGGAAAGAAUUCCACCAACAAAGCUUCAACAAUUGGUGUCCUCUGUUUCCAAACGUUUAUUGAAUGUUGUUAAAAGAAAAGGUGAUGUAACAGUGGUAAACAUGACCCUGUCCCAGCUUUUUUUGGGAAUGUGUUGCAGCCAUAAAAUUCAAAUUCUUUAAUGAUUAUUUGCUAAAAACAAUGUUUAUCAGUUUGAACAUUAAAUAUCUUGUAUUUGUAGUGUAUUCAAUUCAAUAUAGGUUGAACAUGAUUUGCAAAUCAUUGUAUUCUCCAUCCAUCCAUUUUCCGAGCCGCUUCUCCUCACUAGGG
Phycodurus eques (leafy seadragon) is the source of this 2595-nucleotide messenger RNA. RefSeq names its product nudix (nucleoside diphosphate linked moiety X)-type motif 9 (gene nudt9). The coding region runs from base 85 to 1092 and encodes 335 amino acids. The record is from RefSeq and is a predicted model, not a curated record. Gene Ontology annotation, molecular function: ADP-ribose diphosphatase activity. Lineage: Eukaryota; Metazoa; Chordata; Actinopteri; Syngnathiformes; Syngnathidae. The transcript has 8 exons.